CUGUGAGCAGAACUUCCUCACACAUUUGAUUGUACUCUUGAUGUCUUAUUUUGUCUCAUCACUACGGACGUUUGGGAGGAAUGAGGUUUAGCCUCAGUCUCACAUACCUCUUUUCGUACAACUUGCUUCAGUUCUAUGGACACACAUGGAUUUUCACGAACAUGACAGCCAGAUUUCUCUCUUUUGGGGAAGAUGCCCAGGCGGGCACCUUCUAUUUUGUGGGCGUAAUGAUGGGCGCUUGUCAGCUUCUGUCUUUGUUAGAACUGUUUCAUAUUGCAGAUGGUUUGGAGGAGUGCAGGCUUUUCCCUCGCUUCAUGCAGGUAAUGGAGAGAAAUGUCCUUCUGUUUCUCAUCAUCAGUCUGGAAGAGUUUCAGAGCAAACCAGUCGUGUGUGUCCAGUUUUAUCUGUGGAAUAUACUGGGCCUUCUAAGGUAUCCACAUGAGUUAUUUUGCCUCAUAGGCACACCAUAUUUUAAAAUGCUAUGGGUGCAUCAAACGCUCUCGAUCCCAGUGUACUUGCUAUCUGCUGUCACAGAAGGAAUAAGCAUUUUCCAUAUGUUGCCAUACUUGUCUGAGUCUGAAGGAAUGGAUUCAGUGCGGCUUAAAGUACCUGCAUCAAUAUACAUGUAUUCCCUUAUGGGUUGGUUACUCCUUCAUGUAUUAGGAUCCAGUUUAACAGUACUACUCUUGCUGAAGGAAAGGAAGGAGAAUCUGGAGAGCUGGAAUCAGAAGCUGAAGAAAGACUAAGCAGAGAAAUAAAUGAUCAUAUAGGUCCUCCCAUUCACCAAUGCCAAACAUUUGAACCUUAGGAGUAUUAUGUUGGAGCGGAGUGUCUUGUUGAAUUCCUCUCUGUGUUGAAACACAAUUAUGUUUGUUCGUUCAAUGGUACAGUUGUAAGUAUUUCAACAUGUUAUCGGUUACAACGCAAAUACAUUUUAACUGAAAAAAUGCAUAUGCUUUAAUAAAAAUACAAUAUCUUCAAAAUAAGAA
Molecule: messenger RNA, 989 nt
Organism: Carassius carassius (crucian carp)
Lineage: Eukaryota; Metazoa; Chordata; Actinopteri; Cypriniformes; Cyprinidae
Gene: hacd4
Product: 3-hydroxyacyl-CoA dehydratase 4
Exons: 7
Coding region: 81-746 (221 amino acids)
Biological process (GO): fatty acid elongation; very long-chain fatty acid biosynthetic process; sphingolipid biosynthetic process
Cellular component (GO): endoplasmic reticulum membrane
Molecular function (GO): 3-hydroxyacyl-CoA dehydratase activity
Source: RefSeq, a predicted model, not a curated record